This is a messenger RNA of Oldenlandia corymbosa var. corymbosa, 2644 nucleotides long. NCBI's taxonomy places the organism in Eukaryota, Viridiplantae, Streptophyta, Magnoliopsida, Gentianales, Rubiaceae. The record is from the annotation of a GenBank genome assembly.
CAAAUCGCAAUUCCCAAGUCCCAAUGAAAACUGUUUAGAAAUUCGAGAAAAUUGAUUUUGUUGUAAAGACCAGAAAAUCCCUCUCUAACCCACUCGCAAAGGUUGGUGUCCUCGUGGCCAGAAGGAGACACCAGCAAAACAAACACAGAAAUCAUCCCUUCCAUAUUUCAUUGCUCCCCUAUGAACCCAUUUUGCAGAGCAUUCAACCGCAAAAUCGCACAAAAAGAAGUGUAAUAAUCCCUCUUAAUUUGAAACAAAAAUGAAUAGACAAACCCUAGCUUCUUCAUCAUCAUCAUCAUCAUCAUCAUCACCAUCCCCAUCUUCUUCAUCAAUUGCUCCACCACCGGAGGAUGCUUGGAUUGAUUCUUACUUAAACUUACUUCCUCAGUGGCAAUCUCUUACUUCUUCCAACCAGGUUGCUGUUCUUAUGUCCCUUCUCUCUUAUUAUUUUUCAUCAUAAUUUUGGCAUUUCAUUUGGUUAAAAUUAGUUUAAAGUUGUAUAUUUUGAGUUUUUUGUAACGGGUUGUGGAAUUUCUUUGAAGUUGUCAACCUUAUGGUUAAUUUGUUGGUUUUCAGCUAUGUGAUAAAUUUCUGUUUUGGAAUUUACGAAAUGGAAGAAGAUUAGGUUUCUGUGUUUGUGCUUACUUGAAUUUUUCAAGCUGCAAAAAUUCACAUAGUAUGCUUUCUUUCCAUUCUAUUUGGUAUCAGCUGCACACUUGAAAGAUUUCCAAUGCAUCGGGUAAUGUUUUUCUGCUUGUUGUAUAACUUAAAAAGUAGCUGGCUGUGUUUUUGGGUUCAUAAGUUGUGUCAUUGUGCUUAAGGAUUGACUACAGUGAGUUAUAACUUAUUAAUUGGGAAAUAGAGAGUAUGAUCAUUAGGAAGUCUUCUAAGAGUUUUCUUUUGUUUGUGCCCAUGUACUUGGAAGCUCUUCUAUGAAAAUUUUCUGUUGUUGUAUGGGUAAGAUUAAUCUCCAAAAUGAUGAUAUUCUUGGCAGCCAGUCAUCCCAGUUGCGAUAUCUAGAGUCAAUCAGGUAGAUGCUGGUAGACUUGAUAUUGAAAUGUCUGCUAUGUUGAAGGAGCAAAUGGUGAAGGUUUUUUCUCUGAUGAAGCCAGGAAUGCUAUUUCAAUUUGAGCCCGAACUUGAUGCAUUCCUUGAGUUUCUAAUUUGGAGGUUCUCUAUCUGGGUGGAUAAGCCUACUCCGGGAAAUGGUCUAAUGAACUUAAGGUACAGAGAUGAGCGAGCUGUUGAAGUUAGAGAAAAAGUUAGAACGGGUUUGGAGGGACCUGGGCUUACAGUUGCUCAAAAGAUUUGGUAUUGUGUUGCUAGUGUUGGUGGGCAAUAUUUAUGGGCUCGUCUACAGUCAUUUUCUGCUUUUCGUCGGUGGGGGGACUCUGAACAGAGACCAAUCGGCCGUCGAGCAUGGUAUCUAAUACAGCGCAUAGAGGGAUUUUAUAGAGCGGCAUCUUUUGUCAACCUGCUUAUCUUUCUGUACACAGGAAGGUACAGGAGUCUUAUUGAGCGAUUUUUGCAGGCUAGACUCGUUUAUGGAAGUCCUCAUAUGAACAGAGCCGUGAGCUUUGAGUAUAUGAACCGCCAGUUAGUCUGGAAUGAGUUUUCGGAAAUGCUCUUAUUGCUUCUACCGCUUCAUAACUCAUCGUCAAUGAAAAGUUUGCUUCAUCCAUUUUCAAAGGAUAAAUCCUCAAAUGCUGGCAGUGAUGAAAGUUUUUGCCCAAUCUGCCAGGCGAAUCCCAGUAUUCCAUUUGUUGCUCUCCCUUGUCAGCACAGGUAUUGUUAUUACUGCCUACGAACUCGGUGCUCUGCAGCUCCUUCAUUUCGAUGCUCUAGAUGCAAUGAACCAGUUGUUGCCAUGCAACGGCAUGGUGGCUCCGUGGACAACCUUGCUCAGAAGUAAUAACUUUUUGCAGCAUAAAAAAAAUUUACAAAACAAUGCAGAUGUAAUCAGAGAAUGUAUGCUGUGAUGCGUGCCUGAAUUAGGAGGCAUCCUUGAUUGAGGGAAACCAAAAUUCCAACAUAAGCAUAUGUAAUAUGACCCAUUCUUUGCACAGGGUACUUGUUUGCCUCAAUUCAUAAUCCUCGCUGCCGGUAUUUAGUUUUCUAUGGUCAUAAUCCCUUCUUGCCAUUGCUGGUGUCUCUGUUGAUUGUAUCUGGUUAUCAUUUGAUUGUUGUACUUGGUGAAUCUUGUUAUCUGUAACAAUCCAGGUUCUUUGUAUUUUCUUGAGCCAUUUGUGUUUGUAAGUUUAGGUAACACAGGCAUCGUUGUUCAAAGGAACCGCUUGCUCUAAAAGAAAGCAUGAUCGAAUUGCAGUUUCAUUCGGUGUAUUGUUUCUUAUGCAGCAAAAAGCUUUAGACGUGUGAAGUAGCUUAGAAAUCAAUUUAGUAGGUUUUUACUCCUAAAGUCUUAUUCCUGUUCUUCCCUUUUUUUUUUGUUUUUUUUUUUUGUGGCUUCUUUAUCACCCUCAAAUGCAUUUUGGAAGAGUUAACUAGUUUAUUGAAUUUUCAAUUUUAAUUUUCUUGCAUUUUUAUCUUGUGGAUUUUAUUUACUACUAUUUCUCUCAUUUGGCAGAACAAAACUCAACGCUAAAUGUCCGAGGUUAGAAUGCCAUUGGCACCCGUGGAAUUUUUU